Molecule: messenger RNA, 2914 nt
Organism: Candoia aspera
Lineage: Eukaryota; Metazoa; Chordata; Lepidosauria; Squamata; Candoiidae
Product: zinc finger protein 850-like
Exons: 5
Coding region: 51-2834 (927 amino acids)
Biological process (GO): regulation of transcription by RNA polymerase II
Molecular function (GO): RNA polymerase II cis-regulatory region sequence-specific DNA binding; DNA-binding transcription factor activity
Source: RefSeq, a predicted model, not a curated record
UCCAAGAGGGAGAAUUGUUCGGAGGCGGCUCUCGAUUCCCCCGUUUGCAAAUGCAGAGCCUGGUGACCUUCGACGAUGUGGCUGUGUAUUUCACGAAAGAGCAGUGGGCUCUGCUGGAUCCCAGUCAACGAGCUUUGUACAAGGAGGUCAUGGUUGAAAAUUAUGGGAGCCUGGCCUUGUUGGGGUCUGCGGUUCCAAAGCCUGUUCUUGUCUCCCUUUUGGAACAAGGAGAGGACCCCUGUGUUCCUGAUUCUCAGGUCUUUGAUGGAGAAAAGAUUUUUGAUGCCAGCUCAGACAACCCUUGGAAAAAGCACUUGUGCACCGUCUGCGGGAAGCGUUUUACUCAGAAACCAAACCUGACCAGGCAUCUGAGAAUCCACACGGGAGAGAAACCGUAUAAAUGCUUGGAAUGUGGCAAAUGCUUCGGUUGCCAUUCGCACCUUGUGAGCCACCGGAUCGUGCACACGGGAGAGAAACCCUACAAAUGCUUGGUGUGUGAUAAAUACUUCGGCCGCAAAGCACACCUCGCCAGACACCAAGGAAUCUAUGCUGGGGAAACGCCGUACAAAUGUUUGGAAUGUGGGAAGCAUUUUGCCUGCCAGUCACAACUGGUGAUCCACCGGAGGUACCACACGGGAGAGAAGCCUUACAAAUGCUUGGAGUGUGAGAAAUGUUUUGCUGACCCCUCAGCCCUGGUCAGCCAUAAGAGGAUCCAUGCAGCUGAGAGAUCUCACAAGUGCUUGGAGUGUGGAAAGAGCUUUGUCCAGCAGUCACAUCUUCUGAAGCAUCAGAGGGUCCAUACAGGAGAAAAACCAUAUCAGUGUCCAGAAUGUGAGAAAUGCUUUGCUGAUCGCUCUGUCUUCGCAAAACACCAAAGAGUCCACACGGGAGAAAGACCUUAUAAAUGUGUGGAGUGUGGGAAAACAUUUGCACGGCAGGAGCAUCUCGGGAGCCACUGGAGAGUUCACACGGGGGAGAAGCCGUAUAAAUGCUUGGUGUGUGGGAAAUGUUUUGCCCGACAGUCCCAUGUGGUGAGUCACCAGAGAGUCCACACAGGGGAGAAACCUUGCAAGUGCUUGGAGUGUGGGAAGUGUUUUUCGGAGCGCUCCACUUUCGUAAGGCACCAGAGGACUCAUACGGGAGAGAAGCCUUACCGAUGCUUGGAUUGCGGGAAGUGCUUUGGUUCCCCUUCGCAUCUCACGAGGCACCAUCGGCGCCACACGGGGGAGAAGCCCCACCGAUGCCUGGAGUGUGGGAAAGCCUUUGCCGACCGCUCGGCCUUUGUGAAACACCAGCGUGUCCACACGGGGGAGAAACCCUAUAAAUGUGCAGAGUGUGGGAGAUGCUUUGCCAACCGGACACACCUUGUAACCCACCAGCGUGUCCACACAGGGGAGAAACCGUAUGCCUGCUUGGAGUGUGGCAAAAAAUUUAGUGCAAAUAGGAGCCUUAUUCACCACCAAAGGCAACAUGACUCUAAGAAAAAGCAUCCAUGCCCUAUAUGUGGAAAGUAUUUUACUCAGAAGUCAGGUCUUAUCAUCCACCAGAGGAUCCACACAGGAGAGAAACCUUACCGUUGCUCCGAGUGUGAAAAGUCUUUUGCUGAUCGUUCGACCUGUAUGAAGCACAUGAGAAUUCACAUGGGGGAGAAACCCUAUAAAUGCCCAGAAUGUGGGAAAUGUUUUUCUACGAAAGCGGAAGUGGUGAUCCACCAGAGGAUUCACACGGGCGAGAAGCCCUAUAAAUGUACGGUGUGUGAAAAGUGCUUUGCUCAGCAUUCCCAACUCAAAAGCCACCAGAGGAACCACACGGGGGAGAAACCCUAUCAGUGCUUGGACUGUGGGAAAAAUUUUGCUCACCAGUCCCCCUUUGUGAACCACCGAAGGCAGCACACGGGCGAGAAGCCCUACAAAUGCUCGGAGUGCGAGAAGUGCUUUGUUCAGCACUCCCAACUCGCAAACCACCGGAGAGUCCACACUGGAGAAAAACCAUACAAGUGUUGUGAGUGUGGGAAGUGUUUCGCGCAGCAGUCUACCUUUGUGAACCAUCAGAGAACUCACCUAGGGGAAAAGCCUUACAAGUGCCUGGAAUGCGGAAAAUGUUUCUCUCAACAGCCUUAUCUUCGGAGGCACCAGAAGGUUCAUACGGGCGUGAAACCGUACACGUGCUCAGAAUGCGGGAGAGGUUUCGUUGGGCUUUCUGGACUUAGAAGCCACCGGAGAGUCCACACGGGAGAGAAACCCUUCAAAUGUGUGGAGUGUGAAAAAUGCUUUGCUGCUCGGUCCAGUUUUGUCAGUCACCGCAGGAUGCACACGGGAGAGAAGCCCUUCCCGUGCUUGGAGUGUGGGAAAUCUUUCUCUGACAGCUCCACUUUUGUGAAACAUAAACGGGUCCACUCUGGGGAGAAGCCCUACAGGUGCUCUCAGUGUGAGAAGCGUUUUGCUGGACACUCGGCUUACGCACAACACUUGCGGGUCCACACAGGAGACAAACCUUAUAAAUGCUUGGAGUGUGAGAAGACCUUUCCGUACAGUUCUGACCUUGUGCGACACAAAAGGGUCCACACCGGAGAGAAACCCUACAAAUGCCUGGAAUGUGGAAAAUGUUUUACCAACACCUCGGGUUACGUCAACCACCUCAGAGUCCACACGGGAGAGAAACCCUAUAAAUGCUUGGAGUGCAAUAAAUGUUUCGCUUACUCUUCAGGAUUUACUACCCACCAGAGAAUCCACACUGGAGAGAAACCUUAUAAAUGCGCCAAAUGUAAGAGGCGCUUUGCUGACCGUUCUGCCUUUUCUAGGCAUCUUAAAAUUCAUGAGCGGGAGAAAAAAUAGAUGUAGAGGAAACCUCCUACGUUUGUACAUUUAGCUGGAAACUAUGCUUGGACCUUAGAUUGCUCCAUAAGGUGAAAAAU